Messenger RNA from Harmonia axyridis, 834 nucleotides. RefSeq lists its product as uncharacterized. Gene Ontology annotation, molecular function: nucleic acid binding. Gene Ontology annotation, biological process: DNA integration. The transcript has a single exon. The coding region runs from base 1 to 834 and encodes 277 amino acids. NCBI's taxonomy places the organism in Eukaryota, Metazoa, Arthropoda, Insecta, Coleoptera, Coccinellidae. The record is from RefSeq and is a predicted model, not a curated record.
AUGAGUAGGCACCGAGGAGUUAAAUCUUCUAAGGCUUAUGUCUGCGUUUUUGUGUGUAUGUCCACCAAGGCGAUUCACCUAGAAUUGGCGUCCGACAUGAGUAGUGACGUGUUUAUAGCUGCCCUACGCAGAUUUGUGGCACGACGUGGAAAAUGUUCACAUUUAUACUCUGACCGUGGGACAAAUUUCGUCGGUGCUAAUAGGGAGCUAGUAGCUUUAGCUAAAAAAUGCGCUGAAUGUGAGUUAAUCACUCAUCAUUUUCUGCCAGGCAAUGCCCCUCACAUGGGCGGAUUAUGGGAAGCGGGCGUACGGUCAGUAAAAACUCACCUCAAAAGAGUGAUAGGUGAUCAAGUAUUGAGCUAUGAAGAGUUUUAUACGCUCUUAGUACAAAUUGAGGCGGUACUCAAUUCUCGCCCUCUUACUCCGAUGAGCUCAGACCCGAAUGAUUUGGCGGUAUUAACUCCGGGACAUUUUUUAACCUUGGAACCAUUAGGUUCUGUUCCGGAUGAAAAUUAUCAGGACAUAAAUAUAAGCCACUUGAAACGGUGGCAACUUAUUCAACAAAUGCAACAACACUUUUGGCGUAGGUGGAAAAACGAAUAUUUGCAUACUCUCCAGCAAAGAAAUAAAUGGUUAAAAUCUUCUCAUAUGCCAAAGGAAGGUUCUUUAGUUUUAAUAAAAAAUGAUAACCUGUCUCCUUUAAAAUGGGAUAUGGGACGAAUACUCAAGCUUACACCCGGUUUAGAUGGUGUUGCACGAGUUGCUGAUGUUAAAACCAAGUCGGGUACUAUAAAACGUCCUCUGAACAAAUUAUGUCCUUUGCCUGUUGAAUAA